AUCCAGGAGGCCACGGGGGUUUCGCUCUGGGCACGGAAGGGAGUCGUGAGAUGCAGAGAGGAAUCCGGGGCGGCGGAGACGGCAAGUAGGAAGGAAAUGCCGCUUCCCCGCAGCGUCUCUCGAUUCCCGUUUCUACUCCAAGAGCCUCCCUCGUGUCCGUUCAUAACUUCCAUUUUCCUCGGCCUUGCUCGCGUUCUCCUGCUCUCGUCUGUUUCUGGACUGUGCUCGGCGAUCCCUCUUACCUGCCGGCCAUGCUACUUCCCUGGCCUAUCUGUGGAGGCCUCAAGCACCGGAGCUGCCAUGGAUCCCAGCCCCCGGCCCGGCCUCGACCGGCAACAACUCCACCUGCGCGAUCGGCAGAAAUUCUUUGAGGAGAUUUUCCAGCCAGAAACGGACUUCUUUCCCAUGCCCCACCUGCACUUUGAAGCUCACAGGCCCCCCAUAGGCAGCAUCUCCUCCAUGGAGGUUAACGUGGAUACGCUGGAGCAGGUGGACCUGACCGACCUCGGGGACCAGGACGCGUUGGAUGUGUUCCUACCCUGUGAGGAACCCCUCACCCCUCGCUCUCCCGGUGUCGGGGGCCCCCCGGGGGAGCCGAGCCAGCAGUCGGCCGCGGCGGCCGGGGCCAAGCCGCGGACCUCUUCGUCGUCGUCCUCUGCUUCCACCGAUCCCAACGGGCCGGACGGGAGCGACAGCGGUGCCGACACGCCCCUGGCCCGGUCCGACGAAGAGGAUGCCGGGGAGGAGCCCACGGCCCGCAGCUAGCGGAGGGUCCCGCCCCGUGGACUGAACCGUUCGGGUUCGGACGAGGCCCGCUCUGGGGCCCCCCCGAUCCGCACCCGUGGCCCGGGCUCCAGGGGCCGAGCCUCUGGGGAGAGCCGGAGAAUGGGGACGGCGCAGCCUUCCUGCUUCGCGGUUAAUGUUUCCCUCCUGCGCUUGCUCCACCCGGCCCCUCCUCUCUCCCUCCCCGAGCCUCGCCGCCCGACGGGGGCCGGCCGGGGGCUUGCCUCGCCUGGUCCGAGACCCCCGACCGGACCGUCGUAGGAAGCGGUCCGGGGUCGCCACUCCCAAGUGCCGCGUGCAGUGCCGGGGGAAGACCUCCCGGAGCUCCAGAGAAGACGACGGCGGGUGGGUGGUGAAACCGUCAAUCCCUUAGCCUCCCCCGCCCCCCCCCCCCCCCCCGACCCCACUCUUUGACUCCGGGCAGCCUGCAGACUGAACCCCUUCCUUCGCCACGCACCAAGAGUCCGUCAAGACCGCUCACUGUGUCGCCCUCGGGGGCCCGGGGCCGCCCCGCCGCCCCGCCGCCCCACCCUGGAUCCGGGCCUCGCUUCGUUUGGUCGCGGUGGUCGAGGUGGGGAAGGUUCUCAAGGGUCUGGGGGAUCUCCCUCUGGUCACCCGGGUAUCCGAAGGGGGUGAUAUACUGUCACAUUUUACCGUUUUGCACUUUGCUGUCCGCCUCGGGGCAGGGGCAACCUACAUUCCCUGACCUGGGCCGUUCUGGGCUUGUGUCGGUGCCAUUCUUAGAGCCUCUCGCCUGUGCCCUUGCCAGUCUCUGCUUCUGCUUGCCUGCCAGCUCCCGUACCCCUCCGGGAAGCUUCCCCGUGGCCGGAGCUUAAUAUGCCUGUAUCACCGCAACAGCGGUGACAACUUCAAUACAUUUUUUUUGGUUUCCAAAUGA
Molecule: messenger RNA, 1681 nt
Organism: Ornithorhynchus anatinus (platypus)
Lineage: Eukaryota; Metazoa; Chordata; Mammalia; Monotremata; Ornithorhynchidae
Gene: DBNDD2
Product: dysbindin domain containing 2
Exons: 5
Coding region: 97-765 (222 amino acids)
Biological process (GO): negative regulation of protein kinase activity
Cellular component (GO): cytoplasm
Source: RefSeq, a predicted model, not a curated record